UUUCCUCUCGCUUUCCUUUCUUUCUUUUCACGUCUUCUGCAGAUUUUUCUCGCCAGGGCUGUGACGGCGGCCACGCUGGUGCCGGACGGGUCGCUGGCGAUGCCGUCCUCGCUCGUAGGCCCAGCGGCCGCGGCGGUCACGCCUUCGGCGGUCGCGGCCCUACAGGAGGCUCUGGAGAACGCAGGGCGGCUCAUCGACCGCCAAGUGCAGGAUGACCGCCUCUAUCCCGACCUGUCGGAGCUGCUCAUGGUGCCGGCCCCAAGUAGUCCCACAGUUUCAGGCAUGUCAGACAUGGAUUAUCCUCUACAAGGACCUGGUUUGCUCUCAGUACCCAAUCUUCCAGAGAUCAGUUCCAUUCGAAGAGUUCCUCUCCCUCCUGAGCUAGUUGAACAAUUUGGCCAUAUGCAGUGUAACUGUAUGAUGGGAGUAUUCCCUGAAAUUGGGAGGGCAUGGCUCACUAUUGACAGUGAUAUAUUUAUGUGGAACUAUGAAGAUGGAGGGGACCUUGCUUACUUUGAUGGACUUAGUGAAACUAUUCUUGCUGUGGGUCUUGUCAAGCCAAAACCUGGUAUUUUUCAGCCUCACGUAAGACAUCUCCUGGUUCUGGCCACCCCUGUAGAUAUAGUUAUUCUAGGACUCAGCUAUGCUAAUUUGCAAACAGGUGUUGGAGUCCUUAAUGACAGUAUGUCUGGUGGAAUGCAAUUACUUCCAGACCCUUUGUAUUCACUACCAACUGACAAUACUUAUCUUCUGACUAUUACUUCUACGGAUAAUGGUAGAAUUUUCUUGGCUGGAAAGGAUGGCUGCUUAUAUGAAGUAGCAUAUCAAGCAGAAGCUGGCUGGUUUUGCCAGAGGUGCAGAAAGAUAAACCACUCAAAGAGUUCACUUUCUUUCCUUAUUCCAUCUUUGCUGCAAUUUACAUUCUCAGAAGAUGAUCCCAUUUUACAGAUUGCAAUUGACAAUUCCAGGAAUAUCUUAUACACUCGCUCAGAAAAAGGUGUGAUACAGGUUUACGAUUUGGGCCAAGAUGGAAAAGGACUAAGCAGAGUUGCUUCUGUUUCACAGAAUGCUAUAGUUUGUGCUGCUGGAAACAUUGCAAGGACCAUAGAUCGUUCUGUUUUUAAGCCAAUUGUCCAAAUAGCAGUGAUUGAAAAUUCAGAAUCCAUAGACUGUCAGUUACUGGCAAUCACACAUGCAGGUGUGAGAUUAUAUUUCAGCACAUGCCCAUUUAGACAGCCAUUUGCAAGGCCCAGUACACUGAUACUAGUUCAUGUCCGCUUACCUCCUGGAUUCUCAGCUUCUUCAACUGUGGAAAAACCAUCAAAGGUUCAUAGAGCCCUCUAUAGCAAAGGUAUUCUACUGAUGGCAGCCUCAGAAAAUGAAGAUAAUGACAUUUUGUGGUGUGUCAACCAUGACACCUUUCCAUUCCAAAAGCCAAUGAUGGAAACCCAGAUGACAACACGUGUUGAUGGUCAUUCUUGGGCUCUCUCUGCAAUAGAUGAGUUGAAAAUUGAUAAGAUAAUAACUCCUUUAAAUAAGGAUCAUAUUCCAAUAACAGAUUCACCAGUUGUUGUACAGCAACAUAUGUUACCCCCAAAGAAAUUUGUCCUUCUUUCUGCUCAGGGGAGUCUUAUGUUUCACAAACUUAGACCUGUGGAUCAACUAAGGCAUCUCCUUGUUAGUAAUUUGGGGGGAGAUGGAGAAGAUAUUGAAAGAUUCUUCAAAUUACAUCAGGAGGACCAGGCUUGUGCAACUUGCCUUAUCUUGGCUUGCUCCACUGCUGCUUGUGAUAGAGAAGUAUCUGCUUGGGCAACUCGUGCAUUUUUCAGGUAUGGUGGAGAAGCACAGAUGCGAUUUCCAUCAGCUCUUCCCCCUCCAAGUAAUGUUGGACCCAUCUUGGGGUCUCCUGUUUAUUCGAGUUCCCCUAUGCCUGUCAGUAGUCCAUAUCCUAAUCCAUCCUUUUUAGGAACACCAUCUCCAGGUGUGCAUUCUCCUGCCAUGUCAACACCAAUGUAUGUUACUGGAAGCCAAGUGUCUCAGUCUACUACAAAUGUUGGUUGUAUGACUGGGCCAGAGAUGGUAUAUUCUGGCAAACACAAUGGUAUCUGCAUUUACUUCUCUCGAAUUAUGGGAAAUAUUUGGGAUGCAAGUUUAGUUGUGGAGAGAGUAUUCAAGAGUGGCAGCAGAGAGAUUAUUGCAAUUGAAAGUAGUGUACCAUCUCAGCUACUAGAAUCGGUGCUACAGGAACUAAAAGGUUUGCAAGAAUUUCUGGACAGAAAUUCACAGUUUGCAGGCGGACCCAUAGGGAACCCACAUACUACCACUGCCAGAGUACAACAGAGACUGAUUGGAUUCAUGCGUCCUGAAAAUGGAAGUUCUCAACAAAUGCAACAGGAAUUACAGAGAAAAUUCCAUGCAGAGGCUCAAGUGAGUGAAAAAAUUUCACUUCAGGGGAUCCAGCAAUUAGUUCGCAAAUCAUACCAAGCAUUAGCUUUAUGGAAACUCCUGUGUGAACAUCAAUUCACCAUCAUUGUAGGAGAGCUUCAGAAGGAAUUUCAAGAGCAAUUGAAGAUCACUACUUUCAGAGACCUGGUCAUUAGAGACAAAGAGCUGACUGGAGCACUGAUUGCUUCUCUUAUCAACUGUUACAUCAGAGAUAAUGCUGCUGUUGAUGGUAUCAGUUCACACUUACAAGAUAUCUGCCCUCUUCUAUAUAGCACAGAUGAUGCAAUUUGUUCCAAGGCAAAUGAGCUUCUUCAGCGUUCCCGACAAGUUCAAAGCAAAUCUGAAAAAGAAAGAAUGUUAAAGGAAUCACUGAAGGAAUAUCAAAAAAUUAGUAAUCAAGUAGAUCUUUCUAAUGUUUGUGCCCAGUAUAGACAAGUGCGUUUUUAUGAGGGUGUUGUGGAACUCUCUCUCACGGCUGCUGAGAAAAAAGAUCCUCAAGGUCUUGGACUCCAUUUCUAUAAACAUGGAGAGCCAGAAGAGGAUACUGUGGGAUUACAGGCUUUCCAAGAGAGGUUGAACAGCUACAAAUGUAUUACAGAUACACUUCAGGAACUUGUCAAUCAGAGUAAAGCUGCUCCUCAGUCUCCCAGUGUGCCUAAAAAGCCAGGUCCUCCAGUUUUGUCAUCAGAUCCCAAUAUGUUGAGUAAUGAAGAAGCAGGACAUCAUUUUGAACAAAUGCUUAAGUUGGCUCAGCGGUCUAAAGAUGAACUUUUUAGCAUUGCUCUUUACAACUGGCUUAUACAAGCGGACCUUGCAGAUAAGCUGCUGCAGAUUGCUUCCCCAUUCCUGGAGCCACAUUUGGUUCGUAUGGCCAAAGUUGAUCAAAACAAAGUCCGUUAUAUGGAUUUACUCUGGAGAUACUUUGAGAAGAACAGGAGUUUUAGUAAUGCUGCUCGAGUGUUGGCUAAACUUGCUGAUAUGCAUAGCACUGAAAUUUCACUUCAGCAGCGUCUGGAAUAUAUUGCUCGUGCCAUUCUUAGUGCUAAAAGCUCCACUGCCAUUUCGUCAAUAGCUGCAGAUGGUGAAUUCCUCCAUGAACUUGAAGAAAAGAUGGAAGUUGCUAGGAUCCAGCUUCAGAUACAAGAUACAUUACAAAGACAAUUUUCCCAUCAUUCUUCAGUGCAAGAUGCAAUUUCACAGCUAGAUUCUGAACUAAUGGACAUAACCAAGCUUUAUGGAGAAUUUGCUGACCCAUUCAAACUUGCAGAAUGUAAACUUGCUAUAAUUCAUUGUGCUGGUCAUUCAGAUCCUAUCUUGGUACAAACACUUUGGCAAGACAUCAUAGAGAAGGAGUUGAAUGACAGUGUGACAAUGAGCUCCUCAGAUAGAAUGCAAGCUCUUAGUCUGAAAAUUGUGCUGCUUGGCAAAAUUUAUGCUGGUACACCUCGAUUUUUUCCUUUAGAUUUUAUUGUACAGUUCUUAGAGCAGCAAGUAUGUAACUUGAACUGGGAUGUAGGGUUUGUGAUACAGACAAUGCAUGAAAUAGGAGUGCCACUGCCCCGACUUUUAGAAGUAUACGAUCAGUUGUUCAAAUCAAGGGACCCAUUCUGGACUAGGAUAAAGAAGCCCUUACACCUUUUGGAUUGUAUACAUGUAUUAUUAUCUAGAUAUGUUGAGAAUCCUAACCAGGUGUCUAAUUAUGAGAGACGACGUUUUACAAAUCUCUGCAUGGAUGCUGUUUGUGGAUAUCUUGUUGAACUCCAGUCUAUGAGCUCAACACUGGCAGUACAAGCAAUUACGGGGAAUUUUAAAUCUCUUCAGGCUAAAUUAGAACGACUUCAUUGAUUAACAUGAUAGAAAUGGACUUUAAAUAUGUGUUCUUUGGAGCUGUAAAGUAAAGGUUCAGAUAUGUGUACCCUAAGCCAGAAGAAUAGUUACCCAAAAGAUCUAGGGAAUUUAGUGCAUUGUACAAUCAAUUGGAUUGUAUGAUUUCUGUGUUCUUACCUUUCUGGUAUAUACAAGUGGUAGAAAAUAUGCCAAAUUUUUUUUUUACUACUAGUAUGUUAGUCCUUUUAAAAAAUCAUUUUUAUGUAGUUGAAAUAACAUGUGUUGCCAAACUAAAACCUGUUUUGAAGUCUCUUUUUCACACCUCGUUAUAUUUAGAGAUUAAAUUUGGCACUAUGAAUGUGUGUGUUUUACAUAUAAAUAUAUGUGCCUCAUUUGUGAUUUUUAUAUUUAAACAUUCCAUUAUCUUAAAAAUAUUUAUAUUUAAGAGAUGUUAGAUUUUCUCUACUUUGAAGGUGGUAGUUUGUGUGUAUUGAUGACAUAUGUUGUAUGGCAUAAUUAAUGUGUUGAUUAAUAUUGAUGAACUGUUUUUUUUUUUUUUUCUCCAAAAUCUUUAUUGCAACAAAUAAUUUACUGGAGAAGGGGGGAGGGGACAUAUUUGCAUAUUUGAAAAUUAACUUAAUGAAGUAAGACAAUAAAAAUAAGUUGUUUCAAAAGGAUUUUCAGAGUAGGAAGCUAGGCCAGUUCCUGAGUCGUGAUUCAGAAAGAAAGUAAAUGGUUUUGGAAAAUUCUACAGGGAUUUUCAGCCAGGAAACUAGGCUAUUCAUCUACUCUCUGAAAUUUAUAUAUUAAAAGAGAUAAGUGACCAAAACUCACACAAGGUAUAAUAAAUCUCUCUCUAUCCUACCAGAAGCAGAGCAGAGUAAGAAUACAUUUUUUAAGUGAAUAGAGCAUAUAUAAGACCAUAUUUUAAUUCUAGAAGUUGUGUGACAAAGGGAGAUAAAUUUUUCCAGUUAUGGCUCUGAUAAUUUCCUUGGGAUCCUGAGAAUAUAUAUUUUCUGUUUCUCCUUAAAAUUUCAUUUCUUAACUCCAGAUUCAGCACUAUAUAUUCUUUGCCUCCCUGACAUUAUACUUCCUGAUCAAGUGCAGCCUCCUCAUGUUCUUUAAUUUUCAGUUUACCAAUUCUGGUAGAAUGAUUCACAAUCACAGUAUUUUAGAGCUGGUAAAGACCAUAAGUUCAUUUAAACUAACUACUUCAUUUUAAAGAUAAGGGUACUGAGACCUGAUGUCACACAGGUUUGCAGAGCCAGGACUAAAGAGUAGGUUUCAGUCCUCACUCAGAUAUUAGAUGAGCUUUAGGAAGAGAAAUCAAUCCUUGUAAUUUUCUUUUUUUUUUUUUUUAAUAAUAGCUUUUUGUUUUCAAAAUAUAUGCAAAAAGAGUUUUCAGCAUUCACCCUUGCAAAAUCUUGUGUUUCAGAUUUUUCUCCAUUCCCCCAUACCUUCCCCUAGACAGCAAGUAAUCUAUUAUGUCAAACCUGUAUAAUUCUUCUAAUACAUAUUUCCACAUUUAUCAUGCUGCACAAAAAAAAAAAAAAAAACAAUAGAUCAAAAUGGAAAAAAGAAUGAUAAAACAAAAAAGUAAGCAAACAACAAAAAAGGAGAAAAUACUGUGUUGUGAUCCACAUUCAGGACUGACAGUCCUCUUUCUGGAUGCAGAUGGCUCUCUCCAUCAUAAGCCUAUUGGGAUUGGCCUGAAUCAUCUCACUGUUGAAAAGAAUCAAAUUCGUCAGAAUUUAUCAUCAUAUAAUCAAGUUCUUCUGGUUCUAUUCACUUCACUUAGCAUCAGUUCAUGUAAGUCUCUUUAGGCUUCUCUGAAAUCAUCCUUCUGUUCGUUUCUUACAAAACAAUAUUCCAUAACAUUUAUAUAUCAUAACCUAUUCAGUCUUUUUCUAUCUGAUGGGUAUCCACUCAGUUUCCAGUUUCUUGCCACUACAAAAAGGACUGCUACAAACAUUUUUGCACUUAGGGGUCUCUUUCCUUCCUUUAAGAUCUCUUUGGGAUAUAAGCUCAGUAAAAACACUGCUGGUUCAAAGGGUAUUCACAGUUUGACAGCCCUUUAGGCAUAGUUCCAAAUUGCUCUGCAGAAUGGUUAGAUCAAUUCACAACUCUACCAACAAGGUAUUAGUGUCCCAGUUUUCCCACCUCCCCUCCAACAUUUAUCAUCUUUUCCUGCCAUCUUAUCCAAAAUGAGAGGUGUGUAAUGAUAACUCAGUUUUCCUAAUUUGCAUUUCUCUGAUCAACAGUGAUUUAGAGCAUUUUUCAUAUGACUAGAAAUGAUUUUAAUUUCUUCAUUUGAAAAUUGUUCAUAUCCUUUGAAUUUUAUCAAUUGGAGAAUAACUUGUAUUAUAAAUUACAAAUUAUAAAUUCUCUAUAUUUUAGAAAUGAGGCCUUUAUCAGAAUCAUUGAAUGUAAAAAUCUCUUCCCAGUUUUCUGCUAACCACCUAAUCUUGUCUGCAUUGGUUUUGUUUGUACAAAAACUUUUUAAUUUAAUGUAAUCAAAAUUAUCCAUUUUGUAUUCAAUAAUGUACUCUACUUCUUUGGCCAUAAAUUCCUUCCUUCCUUCACAGAUCUGAGAGGUAUAUUAUUCUUUGUUCUUCUAAUUUGCUUAUAGUAUCGCUCUUUAUGUCUAAAUCAUGAACUCAUUUUGACUUGAUCUUUGCAUAGAGGGUUAGGUGCUGGUCAGUGCCUAUUUUCUGCCAUACUAUUUUUCAAUUUUCCCAGCAAUUUUUGUUAGAGAAUUCUAAUCCCAGAAGAUGGGUUUUUUGCGGUUUUCAAAUAUGAUAUUCCUAUAGUCACUAACUACUAUGUCUUGUGAAUCUAACCUAUUCAUUGGUCACUAACUCUAUUUCUUAGCUAGUACAAAAUGCUUUUAAUGACCAUUGCUUUGGUUUAGUACAGCUAAGAAGACCACAUAUUAAACAUGACCUGUGUCUUAUUGAAUUAUUUUUGUUGUUAAACUAUUUCCCAACUACAUUUUAAUGUGGUUCAAGACAAAACAGCUAUGUAUUAGCUCCUUUGUAGUACAAGAUUAAGUUUGGCCUUAGGAAGACCUGAUUUCAAGCCUUUGUUAUGCACUAUGUUAUGACUAUAGGUAAGUUAACAUUUAAAUUUUUUACCCCAGGUGAAUAUAAGUUAUGGAUGAGUUGCCCAUUUUUAGUGGAAGGAAUUCUCUACACUGAUCAAAUGACGGGUCCAUAUCACUCCCACCAAAUAAAAAGUUGGACAAUAUAAUAGAAAACCUGAAAAAAAUCAAGAGAAGCAAUUGGCAAAUUACACUGGAAAGUAAUAUUGUACAUAAUGUAUAUCAGAUAAAAAAAAUUAAAGAGUUGUAAGAAAUACAAAUAUAAAUGAUAAGUUUAAUAGAUCAAGAAGCAUUAAAUUUCUGACUUGCUGAAAUAUGGAAAAUAUAGAAAAUUCAAAAUUUCUAAUUCCAAUCAAGAAAAUCUUGUAGAAUUAGAAAAUAAAAAAUAGAUAAGGAUAAGUAUAGCAACUGAUCCUUAAUUUUAUUGGUGUAAAGACCUUUCAGAUUAAAAAAACUUCCACUUAAUGAUGCAAAUCUAAACAACUUAAAAGUUACCUGAAACCCUAAAUUUGAAUAGCUGUGUAAAGAGAAAAAAUUUAGACUGCCAAAAUUCACAAUUCAUCUUACUUAGAUAUAAUUCUAACAUAAUAAAAAAUAGAAAAAUUUCUGCAAGCUGCAGGAAAGAAAUACAUGCCAAGUAAUUUUGGAAUCAGCAUAGAUUUAUUUAUUUAUUUAUUAUUACAUUUAUUGAUGCCAUUUGCUUUUUUAUAUCUCAUUCACUUCCAAUUAUACUUCUGCUACCCAGCAUAGAUUUUCUUAAAAUGUCUAAGCAUUUUUAUCAACUUGUCUUAAAUACUAUUUAUAUUUAAUGAUGGCAUAUGAGAGACGUGUUUUAGGGUUGAAUAAUGUUCAACUUAAUAAUGAGGAGAUCAUUUUAAGAACAGAGACAAAAUUGUUCUUUGUGUGUAUAUUCUUGUUGGUUUAAUUUAUUAAUGCCCUUGAAAUUAUGUGGAAUACAAAAAUUGUUCUGUUGACCUUAUACCCUCAUAUAUUGUCCUAUGUUUCCCCCUAUCUCAACUAAACUAGGAAAAGUUGUUUAGUAUUCAUUUCAUACCCUUCCUUUCAUCUCUUCAGCAUUUUGAAAUUUGUCUCCCAAUUUCAUUACUCUAUUGAAAUUUUCUCCAAAAUAAUUAAUAACUUUUUAAUUGCCAAUUUAAAAAAAAAUUAUUUGUUUUGCUGAGACAAUUGGGGUUAAAUUACUUGCCCAGGAUCACACAGCUAGGACAUGUUAAGUGUUUGAAGUCAGAUUUGAACUCAGGUUCUCCUGACUUCAGAUCUGGUGCUUUAUCUGUACUACCUAACUGCCCAAUUGCCAAAUUUUAUUGUCUUAGCCCUAAUUUUGUGAUCUCUCUGCUUCAUUUGAUAUAAUUUACUACUGUAACCUCCUAACCCUCCUCUCAGUUUUUAUGACACGUCCCUUCUUGUAUAUUCUAUCUAUCUGGUUGCUCCUUUUCAAAUCUCCUGUCAUGGUUCCUGAUCCAUUUCAUGCUCCUGACUCUGGGUGUACACCAAUCCUAUAACUUUUGUCUCUCUAUAUUUUUUUGAUUGACCUUAUUGGCUUCCGUGAAUGAUUCAUACAAAGAUCAAUAUGUCCAUUCACAUUUUCUCCUGAGUUUCAGUCCCACAUCAUCAAAUGCCUAUUGAACAUUUCAAACUGGAUUUCAAACCUAAAUUCUUUUCAAGCACAUGUCCAAAACAAAAUACAUUUAUCUCACAGAAUCUACCCCAAUUUUAAGUUUUCAUAUUUCUUUGGAAGGUACUCCUAUCUUUCAGACUCUCAUGUUCGUAAUCUAUGUGGCAUUAACUUUAACUUCUCUUUAUAUAUAUUGAGUUGCCACUGAACUCAUUAUCUCCCAAUUUAACCCUUACUUUCUGCUCACAUAGAUAGCACCUUAUCACCUCUCACCUAGACUUUUGCAAUGACGUAAUUGGUCUCCCUGCCUUCAAGUCUCUUCCCCAGUCUAAUCCAUUUCCCACACAGCUAUCAAUAUAUAUUGUUUUUUAGCACACAUCUAAGCAUGUCUCUCCUCUCUUCAUUAUACUGCAAAUUUCAUGAUCAUAUCAUCUGUCCCUUGAUCUAAGGCAAAGCUGUAGAACAGCACAGGACUAAUCCCUUGUGAUUCUCCAAUGAAGAUUUCUGCAAUGAGAACUAUUUGAAUGGAUCUGAAUCCCUCUGACUGUAUUAUCAUAUGACCCACAUCUUACAAUGGAGUAUUUACUUAAAGAUUUAAUCACAAAUAUACAAACUUAUUCCCCAACAAGUAGAGCUUAAUUCUCCUUAAUACCACCUUAUUUUCCCAGAAGGGAAAAGGGAAUUAAGUCACAGUUUAGCUUCAUUCCUGUAGAGCAUAGUCCCAAGUUCCAAGACCAAAAAGUUAGACUUUUUAUAGUAUAGUUAGACUAUUUAUAGUAUAAGCAGAAUCUAACCCAGGUUCACUUCAGCCCUAAAGUAUUUGAAUCUUACUUCCUGGCCUCUACAAGCCCGAACAUUUCAACUUCUCUGGGCUUCCUUGAUGGACUGGCUGACUGCAACAUUCUCCCAGAAAACUUGGUUCCAAGAUCUCUAUGACUCAAACUCUUAACUGAGUUGAGUUUGCCAAUGGUAACUGAAACUGCAGACAAACACAACAGAGACCUCAGGCCAAAAGAAACUUGUGACGAUCGCGCUAACACCCAGAACACCCCAGAAUCGGCCGGAGUCAGGAUAAGCAAAAGUCUUUAGUCUUGGUCUUUAGGGAUAGAAGUGAACAGGAUGGAAGCAAAAUCUCCGCAACUGUCUUCGACCUCGUCUACUGCUAAAGUGACCCUGGCUCGUCUUACUCCACCCCCUAGUCCCUCCUACAAUUCUCUGUAUACACCAAUCAUUGAGCCAGCACAGGGUAGUGGAAGGACUGUUUUCCAAGCAUAUGCCCAUAGAGUAUUGUCCAAUCAGCAAUGAGCCCUCAGUGCAACAACUCAAAAGUUUCAGCCCUCUACAGAAACUUGGAAGGCAAGGAGCAAAAAGAGUAGUAAAGGUAUCCCACUCCAUAACAUCUCCCAAACUAGUUCAUUAGUCAGCCGCACAUAGCUGAACUAUGGUUUUCAGUCUUUGGUUACAAGAGGAAGGAGCAUGCAGGUUAAAGAGAAACUGCCCCUGCCUGACCAUUUUAAUUUUAUUUUUUUGCUGAGGCAAUUGGGGUUAAGUGGUUUACCCAGGGUCACACAGCUAGGAAGUGUUAAGUGUCUGAGGUCGGAUUUGAACUCGGGUCCUCCUGAUUUCAGGACUGGUGCUCAAUCCAUUGCACCACCUAGCUGCCCUUAUCUGACCAUUUUUAAAGACAACUUGUUCUACUAUGCCCAAAGGGCUAUAAACCUGUGCAUACUCUUUGAUCCAGCAGUGUCUUUACUGGAUCUGAAUUUUAAAGAAAACAUAAAAUGGGGAAAAGGACUCAUAUAUAAUGGCUGAAUAAGUUAUGGUAUAUGAAUGUUAUGGAAUAUUAUUGUUCUAUAGGAAACAAUCAGCAGAUAAUUUCAAAAAAGCCUGGAGAGACUUACAAGAACUGAUGCCAAGUGAAAUGAGUAGAACCAAGAAAACAUUUUACAUAGCAACAAGAAGAUUAUGUGAUGACUUCACAAUUGUGAUGGACUUUUUGACAAUUUCAACGAUUAAGUAAUUCAGGGUAAUUCCAGUAGUCUUGGAAUGGAGAGAGCCAUCUGCAUUCAGAGAGAGGAAUAUGGGGACUGAAUGUGGAUUAGAAUAUAGUAUUUUCACAUUUUUUUGUUGCUUGCCUGAUUUUUUUUCUCAUUUUUGCCCCUUCUGGUUUGCUUUUUCUCAUGCAGCAUGAUAAAUGUAGAGAUAUUUAAAAGAAUUGAUUAUUUUUAACCUAUAUUUAACUUGUUAUUUACUGGAGGGAAGGAGGGAAACAGAAAAUUUGGAACAAAGUUUUGCAAGAGUGAAUGUUAAAAACUAUCUUUGCAUGUGUUUUGAAAAAAAAAACCUCUUAUAAAAAAGAAAAUUAUGGUUUAUGAGUGUAAAUGGAAUAUUAUUGUUCUAUAAGAAAUGAUAAGCAGGUUGAUUUCAGAAAAGCCUGGGAAGAUUUACAUGAACUAAUAUUGAAUGAAGCAAGCAAAAUCAAGAGAACAUUGUACACGGUAAAAGUAGCAAGAUUAUAUGAUGAUAAACUAUGAUAGACUUAACUUUUCUCAGCAAUGUGAUGAUCCAAGAUAAUUCCAAAAGACUUGGGAUGGAAAAUGCCAUCUGCAUCCAGAGAGAGAACUAUGGAGAUGAGAUAAUAAAUAAUUAUAUGAUUAAGGAAGUGAUUGAAAUGAUUUUUAAAAAUGUUAUUAUAUAAAAAUUUAUACUAAUAAAUUUUAAGAUUCUAAAAGCAAUAAAUGCUUAUAAAAUUUAAAAUUGACAUAGGGUCCGUAAGUUAGGAUUAAGGUGUUUCCUUUCCAUUUCCUCAUUCAGGGACCAGCUAUUAUAGAUCAUUCAGUCAGUAUCUGGUCUUAACUUUAGGGAACAUGUUCCACGAAUUUGGGUGGACCCUACCCAAUCAGGGGACCUUACUUUUGUUUAUAGUAUAAACAUAAUCUAAUUCAGGUUCCUUUCAGCCCUAAAGUAUUUGAAGCCAUGCCCAUGUACCUCUCCAUUGCAGUCUAAAAGAACUUAGUUCAUGAAGGAGAAAAUCUACUAGAAUAGUCAAGAGUAAAAAUGAAUUCUUUGUCCAUAUUGCUAGAGGCAGCUGAGUCAUGAUCUAGUCAUAAGUGGGAGAAACUGAAGACUUAGCCCACUUCUUCAUUAAUAUGUCCAAUCCAUCAUUAAUUAUUCACCAAUCAGAGUUGAUUUCCCCCCUCUCACUACUGUCUAACACCUUUUUCCCUCCCAAAGGUAUUUAAGCAAUCAGUGAUCUCUAUGGCUUUAUCUUUGGUUGUUGAGAAAGCAAAUAAUUACCAAUUUGUUAAUUGUUAUGUAGUUUAGUUAAUAAAUUAAGUGCCCUGAAA
Molecule: messenger RNA, 12352 nt
Organism: Antechinus flavipes (yellow-footed antechinus)
Lineage: Eukaryota; Metazoa; Chordata; Mammalia; Dasyuromorphia; Dasyuridae
Gene: NUP155
Product: nucleoporin 155
Exons: 35
Coding region: 100-4290 (1396 amino acids)
Biological process (GO): protein import into nucleus; RNA export from nucleus; transcription-dependent tethering of RNA polymerase II gene DNA at nuclear periphery
Cellular component (GO): nuclear pore; nuclear pore inner ring
Molecular function (GO): structural constituent of nuclear pore
Source: RefSeq, a predicted model, not a curated record